AUGUGCCUCUUUUUCUUCUGCUUUUUGGUUGCUCCUGGCAAUGUUUGUUGGGAUACACCUAGGUUACAUCUAUACCUACCUGCAUUUCAAGAAAGCGAAAACGAGGCAAUGCCAUCUGUUGCACUGCGGGCAGCGCGAUAUGUUCGCACAUUUGAUUUAAAGCACAGUUGCCGCACCCGGCCAUAUACGUGGUAUUUUUCACUCUGCUUCCUCUUUGUUAGUUGGGCCAACUACGCGCAGUACAAACGGCUUAAGCCCAUUUACCCGAACUACGAGGAAUACCGCGUGAAGGAGGGCGGUAGGAUGUUGGAGGCAAAGUGGCAGGAAAUGGCGGACGUGAGGCGGUACAACAGCAUGGUGAGCGCAAUGCGUAGCGAAUUGAGUGGGCGGAGCUGA
Trypanosoma conorhini is the source of this 396-nucleotide messenger RNA. RefSeq lists its product as uncharacterized. The coding region runs from base 1 to 396 and encodes 131 amino acids. The transcript has a single exon. The record is from RefSeq and is a predicted model, not a curated record. Lineage: Eukaryota; Euglenozoa; Kinetoplastea; Trypanosomatida; Trypanosomatidae.